CCUAAGUGAAUACGCUGCUAAAUUACCUAAAACUACUACUACUACUACUACUACUACUACUACCACUACUACUACUACUACUACUACUACUACUACUACUACUACUACUACUACUACUACUACUACUACUACUAAUACUACUACUACUACUACUACUACUACUACUACUACUACUACUACUACUACUCCUACUACUACUACUACUACUACUACUACUACUACUACUACUACUACUACUACUACUACUACUACUACUACUACUACUACUACUACUACUACUACUACUACUACUACUACUACUACUACUACUACUACUACUACUACUACUACUACUAACUACAUCAACAACAACAACAACAAUGUUAACGAUUCAUGA
Molecule: messenger RNA, 376 nt
Organism: Schistosoma margrebowiei
Lineage: Eukaryota; Metazoa; Platyhelminthes; Trematoda; Strigeidida; Schistosomatidae
Source: the annotation of a GenBank genome assembly